AACAGACAUGGAAGCACCUGGUGAAGACCUCCACAGAGGCUGAGCAGUGCACUCGCUCUUUCUGACCGUGUGCUGCCGCCUUCGCCCUGUGCAUCCACUUGAUUUGAAUCGGCCUGACGUGAGUGUACACGUACGACAUCCAGAGGAUUGAUUUCUUCUUGUGGGUGUGUGGCAGCCAGUGAGCACCCAAACAGAUGUGGAGCAGCUGACUGAGUUAAAAUUAAGUAUCUUUUUUCCUUUUUUGCCAAGGUAAGAUCUCACAGAUUCAUACUGUUGCACUUUAGGACCUCUGCACCACGGACAUAAAUUAGUUGACAAAAUGCUACAAGCUGCUCUCUAAACACCACAAAGGUCUAAUGAAAGUUGUAUUUAUUGCGGUGUUCUACCCAAUAAAUUGGCAAAUGAUUAUACAACAACAACAUAUGUUUGCAUUUAAAAUAAUUUAGUUUUUUAUGAUCUGGUUUUAGAAAGUUAUUGUUAAAAUAAAUGUUUAGGCCUCCGUGAAAUAUUCACAAUUUUCAAAUGAAUUUAAAUGGUGCUUAUGAACAAUUUAAAUUGACGAGAACUUCAUCAGACAUCUGGCCCUCGGUUUAUGGCGUUCUGUUACGUCGUUUUGUGGUUACGUGCACGCUCCUGUUUGAAGUGCUCAUGACACCAAAACACGUUCAUCUUGAUAUUUUUGACGUGAAAAAUAACAUUGAAAGGCAUAUUUGUUAGACAUGUGCUCCAAUAUUGAAAUAUUGACAAUUUUUUACAAUUUUCGUCACUUCUUCCGGUACUGGAGGAGGAGGAGCAAGUGGCGGUUACACCAACGCUACCCCAUUGUUAUGGUCCAGUUCUGGAUGCAUUUCUGUUGUUUGUUAUAUAUUUUUUUAUAUUAUGCCCGCUCGUUGUGUUGAAGGCUUUUGCUGGAACACUCGAGGAGACGGAGUAAGCUUGUGUACAUUUUCAGAAGACACCAAUUGCCUCGUCAGAUGCGUCGGCAAACUUGGUGGGACAAAUGUUUCUAUAUUACCCCACAGAUGAAACUAAAACGUAAAAAACCCGCAAGGCCUUAGACUGUGGAAAAGCCUAUAGCUGGCCUCUGAUGCAGUGUGGAUUCAUAAACGGAUGCGCUAGCUAGGCGGUCAAUGUGCUGUCUGGUAGCGUACAACAAUAAAUCCAAGGGGUCGUCUUCAAGAGGCAACAAUUGUUGUCUCUCGUCUUCAGCUCUGUGCAGUGUGCAAAGAGCAAGCUGAUAGCUGUGGCUGUCACUGCCAGUAAAACAUCAUACUCCUCACAGCACAAUAUUAGUGAAUGCUAUUGUGCGUUCAUGGCCGUGCUUGUUUGCACCUGAUUGCCGGUGUCACCCGUACGUGUUCUGGACCUGAAUUGCUAGCAAAACAUGGCUUGCUGUCUUUCCAAGUCUAUGUUGCAGUCAGUUUCAGUAAGUAAAUCCAUAUUUUUUGACUAGAUCUAUUCUAGGAAUCUUAGGAUAAUAGUAUGGAGUUUCGUUCCAGGGUCAAAUAAGGAGCGAUCGAUGCUCACUGGUCUUUUAUUUUUGCAGUGUGCUGUCAGUGUCACUUACUGACAGUCAAAAACACAUACUUGUGGCUAGGCAUGUCACGAUAACAAAUUUUGCUGGACGAUAAUUGUUAUUGCCGAUAAACAAUAUUAUUGUCAACAUUAUUUUGAGACCAUUUUUUUCAUUAAUGUAAUGGUAAUAUAUGGCAUAAUAAUGCGAGUAAACUGUAUCAAAAGCAAUAAACUUUAAUUUCUCCAGAGAAUUUAACAUUGUAAUUGAAAUGCCAAGAGCUUUUAAAUAAAAUAAAUUAAAACUCGUGCGGAAACAUGAUGUAAAACAAUAGUUCCCCAAAGUGUAUUGAUUAGAAAAAGUAGAUCAGUAGAAAACCAAAGCGCAACAGGUAUCAUGGACACGAUGCCAUAUUUCUGAUAUUGAAUCUGUGUCACUUUUGUAAUUGUGUGAAAAAUUACAAAAAAAACCCACAGAAAUAUUUGGAAGUUCACAUUGCGUGUCAAUGCAGGCAUCAGCUAAUUUGCAUAUUCCUUGAUUCACUUCCUUGAUUCACUUUUCUCAACAUUGUGUGUGGAACACGCUGUUGACGUUUAUUGAGGUGGAACGUUUUGUCGGCGUUUGGUCAAAGUACAUGUAUGCAGCAAAAUGCGUUUAGUGCACAAUGAGGUGUUAUACUUAUGGUAAUCAUAGUUAUCACGGCAAAACGAACCGUACGUUCCACUGUUUUGUAUUAUUUAUUUAAUUGUGUUAGUCACAAAUGUUGUCAUGCCACAAAAUGGCGAUGCGCAAACUGACCGACUGAACUGAAAUUGACAUCAGAUCACGUUUUAUACACAACAGGCAAGAAGAAGUAUUCAAUCGUGUAGCACAGGGGUCACCAACCCGUCGAUCUGUGGGAUAUUGCCGGUCGAUCGCGAGAAUAUUAGAAAAAAAAAAGGAUUAUUACAUCAGUGCCCUCACCUCCUGGAGAGCGACCAACAGGUUUGCAUUUUGAUCACUGAACAUGUCCGUACGCCUUGCCGCCCUCCAGGCACGCAAGCCGCAAGCUCCAGCCAGGAGCCCAGUCCCCAAAACCCGACCGGAGAUAACAGCACACGCCUCGCCCGGCAACAAAAAGCUUUCAGGGACAAGCGAAAGAAAGAGAGAGAGUAUGACACAGCGCAGCGAUCUGCCUGAGCACACAACAGCAAUUACUGCACGUUAAUAUGGAUGAAAAUCUGCCUUUGCUAUCUCAAAAUUAAGGUACAAAUAUACCUCCAUAGACGUGCACCUCCAAAAAACUUUCAAUCUGCAGCUCGUUAGGGCUGACUAUUGUAAUGCAUUGAGCAGUCUCUCUCCCCUCAACCAUGAUCGCUCACCCACAACACUGAGCCAACAAACCGAGUAAUUGAGAGCUGACUCCACAAGCCCCACCUCAACAAAGAUCCACAAAAGUAGGGGUGGCCAAAGUGCAGCUCGGGGGCCAUCCGCGGCCCGUGGCUCAUUUGUCGUUGCAUCAAAGCAUAAGCAAAAUUUUAAAAAACAGCAAAAAUGGAGCAAAAGGCACAAUGGAAAAAAAGCUGAAAUUUUGAUGCCAACAACCAAUAAGACAAAGCAUUGUAUUUGAAGACAAAUCUUUAAAUAUUUUACUUUCUACAGAAUCAAAAUUAAACUUUCCACAAAAUAAAUUAUAUAUGGAUUAAAUUAUAUUAGACCAGUCCAGGGUGUUCCCCGCCUGUCGCCCGAAGUCAGCUGGGAUAGGUUCCAGCAUGCCCCCGCAACCCUAAUGAGGAGAAGCGGCAUCGAAAAUGGGUGGAUAUAUACUGUAUAUACAUACAGUAUAUGUAUUAGGGAUGUCCGAUAUUAUCUCCCACCGAUAAUUAUCAGGCCCAUACUGGCAUAAAACCGUGAUAUUGGCCAACAUCGGUGUUGUUUUUUUCCCUACAAUAAAAGCCGAUACAGAGCUUUUAGCGCUAAGAUCGCAAAUUUGUAAAACUGCUGGACUUGCUGCCCCAUGAAGUUAAUACUGUGGGGUUGCCAUUCCACACACUAGUCUUACUCACGGUGUUGUGAAAGACCUAAAAAAAAUCAUCACACAGCAACAUAAUAGGUAGAUAGCAACAGACAAGGCACUACCAACAAAUAAUGCACAAUAACCGACAACUAUAUAGCCGCACGGUGGUCUAGUGGUUAGCACGUUGGCCAAUACAGGAACAGCCUGGAGAUCGGGAAGACCGAUUCGAUUCUCCCCUGGGCUUUUCUGUGUGGAGUUUGCAUGUUCUGAGUUUGCAUGUUCUCCCCGUGUGCGCGUGGGUUUUCUCCGGGUACUCCGGCUUCCUCCCACAUUCCCAAAAACAAACACAGGUUAAUUGGCGACUCUAAAUUGUCCAUAGGUAUGAAUGUGAGUGUGAAUGGUUGUUUGUCUAUGUGUACCCCGCCUGUCGCCCGAAGUCAGCUGGGAUAGGCUCCAGCAUGCCCCCGCGACCCUAAUGAGGAAGAAGCGGUAUAGAAGAUGGAUGGAUGGAUGGAUGGAUAUAUAUGCGUUCUAAUCAUGUAACUUAGCGGCCCCUUAAUACUAUACACUUAGACUGCUUAGACAUCAACAAGUAGAAAGCAGCUGUUUAACUUCGAUGGAAACAAACAGCCACAUGUCACUUGCUGACGCUGUGAACACCAAGCUAGGUUGGAUUGCAAGGUGUGCCUAAAGUACUUCAUGUGCAUUUGUUGCGAGACUCCUGAUAAAUACAUAAUAAUAAUAAUCAUGAGUACUAUUAUAUGUUACUAGUUUUCUUUGUUACCCUUCACACAAAGCUAAAAUGCUGAUGUUUUGACCUACAUUGGAAAGGUUUUGGCAUCUUCAAUGCUGAAAGUGAAUGAAAAUGGCCCCACACAUCCUUUAAUUUUCCUGUAUGCUAUAUCUACUGUAUAUUUUGAGUUUUUAUUUGAGAAUUGUAUUUAUUGUAGAAUAACCUGCAAUCAGUUUGCAGUGUUUUGUCUUUUUGAAAAUCAUUAACCUGUUUGCUGAUAAGCUAAACAGGUUUAUGUUUUGCAUUUUGUUCCCUUACUGAGCUGAAAACGAGCCGAACCAUUACCUUAAAACCAGGUACCAAACCGUGAUUAUGGCGUAUCAUUACUCCUCGAAUACCUACCAUUUUUUCUGUUGUUAGUAGGACGUUUUCGUUUUUGAUGUUAUAAAAAGUAAAAUCACAAUUGAUUGUCUCUGAAAAACCUCACAGGACUUAAGGUGACAAACCGUUUCACAGAAUGAGUACAAGCUUAAGACCUUUUUUUUUAAAGAUUCAUCUGCAUGCUUGUGCAUGUUUGUCUGUUAAAGGUGUGAAGAUUUUGCACACAAGUCAUUUUGAAAGUGAAAGUUAACAUGCCUACAAAAAAAGUAUCUGUUUAUGCCACAUAUCAUUUUUUGCUAACGGACUAGUUAAGCCUCUUUCUGUCAUUUUUGUAAAUGUGCAUGUACCAAUACACAUGCCAAUAUGGAGUAGUCAUAAACACCCUAUUUUCUUGCUUUGCUUGCAACACUCACGCCAGCGGAUUAUUAGCAUCCAUUACAAUAUCAAUAAUAAACUAAGAAUUAGAAAAAAUGCUCUGGUUAUUUUGCUUUUGACAAUGACAAUGUCUUUCUGUGUGUGUAUUGUAAACUAAUACAAAGAAAAAUGUUUAUACGACUUGACCUUAUUGUUGUGUAAUACCAUUAUCCAACCUCACAAUAUAAAUGCACAUGUUUUGUUAGUGAUGAAAAAAGGUUUAGGAAUUUGACUUUAAUUGGACUUCAAAGCUGGGCAGAAUUCAGUGAAACAUGUUUUGACAGGAGCACCACCAGAGUGAAAAGCACUGUGGCAUAAAACAUUCAUCGGGGAUGUCUGCAGUCUCAGACCUUAGUAGCUAAAGUUACAUCCAUAUUCACACCUAGAUCCAAGUGAACAAAAUGUAAUAUUAUACAUGUACAGUAUACAGUGGUGUGAAAAAGUGUUUACCCACUUCCUGAUUUUUUUCCCCCAUGUUUUUCCACACUUAAAUGUUUCAGAGUUGUCCAGCUGUCCUUUGAUAUUUAUCAUUUAAAAAACAACGACAUAUACAUAUACAUAUAAAUGCCCAGGUAAAUACAUUAUACAUACAUAUACAUUUAAAGACACAUUUUAGUUUCUUUAUAAGUUAUUAGUAUCAACAGUUUAGCUUUUUCUAGUUGCAUCAUGCCUUUUUGCUCUAUUUUUGUACUUUUGAUGGGUUUUUGUUUAUUUUGUUUGUUUGUUUUUUUAUUUUGCCACGAUUGUGUCCAAGUUCUGCCUUCUCGGCUCUGUUGGUCAAGGACUGGGUUGCAUUGUGAAGGUUUUUUUUUUUUUUUUUAACUGCUUUCAGACGUGCAUUGCACUGUGUUACUGAGAUGGAGUUCACUCCCACAUGCCUGCUUGGCAGAUCCUUCACCUUUGUUGAUGGCUUGUAUUUAGUUACAGAAUAAAUGCACUUACAUGCGCACCCUUUUUCACACUUAAAUGUUUCAGAUCAUCAAACAAAUUUAAAUAUUAAUCAAUGACAACACAACUGAACACAAAAUGCAGUUUUUAAAUUAAACUUUGUAUUAUUUAGGGAGAAGAAAAUCCGAACCUACAUGGCCCUGUGUGAAAAAGUGAUUGCCCCCAAACCUAAUAACUGGUUGGGCCACCCUUAGCAGCAACAACUGCAAUCAAGCGUUUGCAAUAACUUGCAUUGAGUCUCUUACAGCGCUGUGGAGGAAUUUUGGCCCCCUCAUCUUUGCAGAUUGGAUGGUUUUCGAGCAUGAAGCGCCUUUUUAAGGUCAUACAUCUAAGUAGUAUUCAGGUCAGGACUUUGACUAGGCCACUCGAAAGUCUUUUUGUUUUCUUCAACCAUUCAGAGGUGGACUUCCUGGUGUGUUUUGGAUCAUUGUCCUGAUGCAGAACCCAAGUUUGUCAGCUUGAGGUCCCAACCAGAUGGCCGGACAUACUCCUUCAGGAUUUUUUGGUCGACAUCAGAGUUCAUGGUUACAUUUAUCAGGGCAAGUUUUCCAGGUCCUGAAGCAGCAAAACACCCCCAGACCAUCACACCACCGCCACCAUAUUGUACUGUUGGCAUAAUAUUCUUGCGGCUUUGGUUUUACACCAGAUGUAAUGGGACACACACCUUCCAAAAGGUUCAACUUUUGUCUCGUCAGACCACAGAGUAUUUUCCCAAAGGUCUUGGGGAUCAUCAAGAUGUUCUCUGGCAAAAUUGAGACGAGCUUUAAAGAUCUUUUUGUUCAGCAGCGUUUUUUGUCUUUGUGUUCAGUUGUGUUGUGUGUUGUUGACUAAUAUUUAAAUUUAUUUGAUGAUCUUAAACAUGCACAAAAAUAAAAAUGAGGAAGGGGGCAAACACUUUUUCACACCACUUUAUGAGAAUUUCUGUGUGAAAUGUAUAAACUGAGUUCCUUCAAAUCUGAUCAAAUUUGGAUCAGGAUUUUUUUAAAUUCAUAUUUAGAGAAUUUGUUAUGAUGUCAUCACUUUCCUCCUGACAGUGAACAGUGUUCAAAAAACACUUUUCUGCUAGAGGGUCAUAGGUGAGGUCAUGGACAGAAGCAGUGAUGUGAUGCUGAUGUCAUGGUAUUACUCUGCAUUUACAGUACGAAGAGUAAAAUUAAAUUACACUGAUGUCAUCAUCCUCAUACUACUCACAGCCCUCCAAGGGGAAUUUUGCAAAGUAUCUAUGGAUUGCCAAAAUAUUCUGUGAUGUGGUAACCUCUACUUAAUCACAUUCAAAUUUGAAAGGGAACUGUCAGUUUCUAGUUCUAAUGUAGACCCACAUCCCCAGUCAGGUAGUAUAGUGAUUUCACACACUUCAGAGCAGGGGUGUCCACGCUUUUUCCAUGUAUGGCUGCAUACAAAAAAUGGAAGAAUGUUGGCAGCCACUUUAAUAUUCCUCACCUUUAUAUGUAUUAGCCUUUUAAAAUUGCUGGAACCAAGUACAGGGGGCAGCGUGGUUGCAAUGGUAACUGCUGCGCGAUGUUUGUAUCGAUAAACACAUGCUAUAUACAUCCAUGUAAGCGGAAGAGCGUCAGUUAAAAGUGCAACCGAACCAAUUUUAGGAAAAAAAUAACAAUUCAAACCACUUAAAUGGGCAGAUGUCGAAAACAAGCAAGCAGUCUGACACCGACAUAUGUCAUGAAUCAUUUCACACGGCAAAACACUCAUUCAACAAACUUAGCGCCAUUUGAAAGCUAACACUUAGCAGUUCCGAUACUCAUUCAUACUCAUUCAUUCAUAUUUAUUUUAAUGUAAUUUAUUUUUGUCUUUGCCUCGCGAGCCUCCCAAGCACUAAUGUGUUUGUCAACUGGGAAUGUCUGAAGCCUCCCAAAAAUAAAAUUACUGAAUUCAGAAUAGAGUCCUGGAACUAAAUCUAUUGCAGUUGGAUCAUUUUAUUGUGAAAAUUAGUACAUUAGUGCCAGUUUUCUUUAACUUGAAGCGCAAGCACAGACUGCAUUCACUGUGACAUUACCUUGUGUAAGACAGCUGUAAAGUUUGCGUGCAAGUACGCACAUUCUCCAACCAAAUUGUUUUUUUGUAAUCAAUCAACACUGGCCUAAAAUGAUAUACGCUACUUUCAGACCCCUGUCUUGUGCAAACACAAUCUUGACGGGUGGGGCAGUUCUGGUUUUGUUGGUUUUGACUUUAGUGGCUUUCUGCAGUACAGCAAGUACAGAGUCUGUUAACACUGACAAAGGCUAAAUAAUACAAAAUAAUAUAUCAAAUAAUAUAAAGUAUAACUAAGGAUACAAUUGUAAUUUUAUUUUAGAAUAGCAUCCAGCCCUCCCAGUGUCUGCUCAGAAAAGUUGGACACAUAUAGUUGAUGAUUCCUAUUUUAAGAGGUUAAACAUACAAAAUUCAAUAAAAUCCAUUAAAAAGCCUACAAAUCUCACAUUAUAAAAGUUGCAUUUGUAUUAGUAUGGUAGCUUUUUGUAACCUUUUAUACUGUAUUUUUAUUUUUUGAUCUGAUGCAGGUCAUGUUUCAUUUAAUUUUUGAAUAUUCCGAUGGCCAGAAAAAAAACAGCAAGGGUUCCGUAAAUGGCCCCCGGGCCGCACUUUGGAUACCCCUGCUGUAGAAGCUGGGACAUUCCAAGGGGCCACACGCCCUGUAAUUGAUUUAUUUAGUUUGGGUGAUGUGUGAAGCAAGGCGACGCGGUGCCAUUCAUGAGGAUAGCCCUCUCCUUUGCCGAGCUGACUCUUGUGUCGUUACAUUGUAGCGGAAAGAAUGUCGGAAAGGGCCGAGGAUGACGUCAGGGGGGAGCAGCGCCGAGCGGCCAGGCAGCAGCUGAAGCAGCAGCAGCCGAUCCAGCGGGGAGAAGGCUCCACAGCAAUGGCGACUGUUGCGGAGCGGAGAUCCUUGCCGAGUCCUGAAAUAAUGCUGGGACAGCCUUGGACCAGCUGGGUCGACGCCGCCAAACUCCACGCCAAUGACGGUGCUGAAUUGGAGGAAAGUUUAAAAGACUCCGGGAAAAAUCGGGAAGCCAUGCGUUUGUGCAGAGAAGAUAUGUCCAUAUUUGGCCAGUAUCCCGCUCAAGACGACUUCUACCUGGUGAUGUGCAGCCACUGUAGUCAAGUAGUCAAGCCCCAAGCCUUCCAAGCACAUUAUGAGAGAAGACAUAAUUCGCCCAUCAAGUCGGCCUCCAACUCACCUUUCCCUUUGUCGGGAAGGAACAGGAGUAGUAACAGUGGUCUCGGGCCCGGACUGGGACCAGGGUCUGUUGCUGGACUAACAAGUGGUGGGAUCUUUGGUCGAACCUCUACUGCAGGAUCUACCUUAUCUUCCUCUGUAACAUCCUCAUCAUCCUCCUCCAAUCCCAAACUACUAAAACCAGCCAAAGAGAAACUGCCCGGCAUUUCCUUUCCUCCCUUCAGGAUGCUCCAGCCAGACAAGAUCCUCACACCGGCUGUCAAGGUGGAGAAGAUGCUUCUGAAUGUGGACUCGUCAGCUAAGCUGGUGCAGGCUCCCUCUGCCCCCCCAACCACUUCAUCCUCCUCAACAUCUUCCUCUAGCACCACUGUGAGCUCCAACACUACCACCACCACCAUCACCACCUCCUCAUCCUCAGCCCUUAAACCAGGCCUUAACUGUCCCUCCAUACCAAAGCCUCCCUUACCGACCCCAGGACAAAUCCCUAAUGGCAAAGGCCACCUGUCUAUAUCGGACAAAAAGCAGGAAAACAGCAGCAGCAGUGCUAGUAGCAGACGCCACCUUAACAAGAAAUUGACAGAACGUGAGUUCAAUCCAGACAUACACUGUGGCGUUAUGGAUGUGACAGCACGGAAACCCUGCACAAGAUCCCUAACAUGCAAGACACAUUCCUUGAGCCAGCGGAGGGCAGUGCCAGGGCGGAGGAAACGCUUUGACACAUUGCUGGCAGAGCACAAGAACAGAACAAAGGAGCGGGAGAGGGAGAGAGAGAGAGAACACCACCAAACCCAUUCCCAGCAAACCCCCCCUCUCAGGGACCCACACCCCUCCCUUCAUCUCCCCCCUUCUUAUGAUGUCCACCCGGUGGCUCAUGGCAACGGACCCACCCCAGAAGCCACCAAGAUUCAGCCAUCCAACAAACCAAAAUUUCAUAGCCCUGGUCUUCCACGACUAAACAACACACACGGGGCUGUUACCCCCUUAGACCCUGCAGUAGUCCACGAGUCCCCGCACCAAUCCCAAAGUGCUCCCGAUGGGUUUUCUCGAGCCUCCAGUGACGAGGGAGAGAAUGAUGAGCGUGAGGAGAGUGCUGACAAACUGCACUGUCAAUAUUCAGGUUAUCACCCUCGACCGGUAGCUUACUGUAAGUUUGGAAGUCGACUGUUUGGGAGAGGCUGUUACUCCUUCGACAGGCGAUGGGACAAAAUGCGAUUUGCCCUCUCCACAAUGUUGGACAAGCAUGUCAACUCUCAUAUGUGGAAGAAAAUCCCCUUGGCCUUGGAGAACAGCUCCUCUUUUGCACCUACCCAUAAGACAAGCACAAAUUCCCAUAGUAGCACCCCUUCUUCAGGCUUCCUGGGCCCACCCUCCACCUUGACCCAGACCCCCUAUAGCCAAUCGUACGAGGGCAAGCCUCUGCUCCCCUAUGGGACCACCUUAAAUGCCCGCAGCUCUCCGCAAGGAGGGUCUGAGCACCCGGCCUACGGCACCACGCAGGCCCGACAAGUGUCUUCGUCGCCGCAGAUGCCUUCAGCCCAUUUGUCCUCCUCCACUUCUCCUUUAGCUCCUUCUCUCGCCUCAGGCCGGGCGCUUAAGUCCCGUCCCUCUGGCAGCAGCACUACAAAGUCAUUGUCCUUCAGGCCCAAGGAGACCUCCACUGGCUCCUCCACACCUGUCAUCCCCACUCCAGUGGGUGGGGGUAGCAUUGGAGCAAACAGUCACAGUAGCAGCACCAGCUUCAGCUCGGGAAAGAAGAGGAAGAAUAGCUCUAUCCUCUCAUCGUCCCAUAGCUCCUCCGAACUCCCUAAUGCCAACUAUUUUCCCUCAUCGUCUUUCAAGAAGAACUGUGCAAAUGUCGGCAGCUCAGGGAGCACUUACCACCACAGCUCACUAGGUUCUUCAUCCUCAUCCUCAUCGUUAUCUUCCUCCCAUAGUGGAGUCCACAGUGUAGGCCUCAACUGUGGCCCCAGCGUGCGCACAAACUCCCUCAACCUCAAGGCUGAGCUUUCCAGAGGAUCGGCGGGCAGCUCCUCGGGCCCGCCAGCGCGAGGUCCUCCUUCAGGCAGUUCUGCAGAGUCCAUCAAGCGCAUGAGUGUGGUGAUGAACAGCAGCGACUCCACCCUCUCUCUGGGGCCUUUCGUCCACCACCAGUCCUCAGCGGAGCACCACACCAGCUUCAGCCACCACUCCUCGGAUGGGCGCCUGGAGAGCAAAAAACGCAAAAGCUCUCCUGCCGCCAGCGGUGUUAAUAGCGGCGGUGGAGGAGGGGGAAUCGGUGAAGGUGGGGGUCCUGGACCGGGUAGACACAAGGUGACCAAGUCACCUGCCAUUAACAACAUUCAUGGGAAACAUGGGCGGAGCGUUCCAGGGACGCCGGGGAUGCCCAACAACUCCCAUUUACAUCAGCCAAAGGCUCGUCCCUGACAGCGGUGUCCGCCUGCAGAGUGUUUGGAGGCGGCACGAGGACGGGGAAUAGUCUGGAGCACUCCCCUCUGGACCGUAUGAGGCCUUCUUUGAUGAAAAUCCACAUUACUCUCAGUUUCCCACAAUCCUCAGGGUGGAGAUGAUCUGGACCGCCAGUGAAGUCAAAUGUCCGUACUAUUUCUCCCAAAGCCAUGUCUGUUGGAGGGGUGGGGCGCAGCGGUGCUCAAAAGGGAUACGUCACAUGUGGAGCUCUGGCUCUGUGGUGGGGGGGGGGGGUCAUAUAUGAGCCAGGCACAAACUUCUACUCAUCCCAGUAUUCCGUGAGGUCUUCCAGAUGAGCCCAGCGCAAGAGGAAGGAGAGCGACAGCCAUGGGUCUCCGGGGGCACAGUUUGUUUCCAGGGAGGGGCGGGUGUGUGCUCUGUGGCCACAGGCUGUCAGGAUGCUGAGCAAGUGGGGAGACAACAAGCCGAUCUCUUCCGUGUGUGUGUGUGCGUGUGACAGUGAGAGAGAGAGAGAGAAAGUGAGUCUGUGCUGAGUAUUUUUCUCAUGUCAGAAUCUGCUGGACUACUGGAAUUUCCGACUUAAUUUCACCCCCCGCCUGAUCUCAGAAGCCUUGAAAGGAGAGCAGGAGGAGCAGCAAACGUGGUGCACCACCUUAAAAGACACGGAAUCGCUUUUUUUCACGCUUCAUCAGUCGGACUCUCUGCUCACUCCUUUUGGGGGGGCUACAUGCGGUAGCUAGAGAAGGGCCGCUAGGGACAACCCUGUACGUGGUUUUUUUUUUUUUUGAUUCCCCUGAAGCAUUAUGCAAGUGUUACCUUUUUAUGAUUUUUCUUACAAGCUUUUACACUGAACUACAAAGAGUCUUUGUAGAUGUGGUUGAGGAUGGUUGCGCUUUCAAAUGCGAAAGGGUCACCUGACCUGACCCUCUUGUUUGAGUCUUUUGUCAGAUGAGACAGCUAGAAUUUCAGAAUCUUUUCAGUGUGCAGAAUGAUAGCCACAGUAAGACCUGCUCCCCAACUGUGAACAGCACUAAAUAACUUCUCUCCACAGGUAAUGCUUGUGUGCUCACUAAGCGAGCCGUAAGCUGCUUUGCCAACUACUUGGUGUGUUUUCCCAACUUUUAAGUGGAGGUUGGGCUGGUGAAGUGGUUGAAGGUGCAUUGCCUGUGGUGGAUAUCCAGAAUCUGUGCAAAUCGUGUUAUUGCCACAAUCUUUUCUCUGUUAAAUAUCACAAUUACUGUGGGAGAUCCACAGCUGUCUGUGGACCUAUGUGAAUUGUAAUGUUUUUUUUUCCUCCCCCUGCUUAGGGAAUCAGGUAUGGUACGUCUUAACUGGAGCAAACUUUAUGCACGUCAGCUGUCUUCAGUGGGUGUUUUGUCCCUGUUGUGUGUUUAGCGGGACCCGAAACCCCUGGACUUUGAUUUGCUCGGCUUGGGUCGAUAGAAGGCCAGCAUUGUACUUUGAAUUCCUUGAGUCAAAAUGGAGUCUUAAGUCGGGCAAUACGCUGCACUCGGUAGAUCAGCUUCAAGUUGGCUUGGUGGUGCGAGAUUCAUGCAGAUGGCUUCAAAGGACAUAUUCCAAUAUUUGGCCACACCUCCACUGAUGUCAGUUAAGAGUGGAAACACACAACUUUAGCUUUUUUUCCCCUUGUAGCUUAUCUAUUUAAAGUUAUGAACUUACCCCUAUUUGAGAAGACGUAUUUUGUUAACGAAUUGUACAUAAAUCAAAUGUGUAUUUUUGCACAGGCAUUUUUUGUACAUGCAUACAUUUUUGGGUACCGUUUUAAAAAGAGUCCUUAUUUAUUUAAAAAGCCAGAAUUUGAUGAAGUGUUUCACUGCCAAGUCUAUAUAAUGCAAUACAUGGAGAUAUAUAUGUAUAGAAGCAGAAGCCUCUCGUGAAUCAUGGACUUAAGGGACAGCGGUGAAGUGUUUUUCCACUGUAGCAUGUUUCUGUUGACAGCGAAUACCUUUAUCACUUUUCAAGGUCUCAAAUCACCUGUGCUUUUACGACACAUAUUAUGUUGCCUAUGAAUCAACACAGCUAAUGUACCUGUGUGACCCAAUCGGCCCGUGAUGGUCUACUGUCCCACAGGCUUUGUCUCAAUGGACCCGCAAGUCAUACACUUUACCUUAAGACACGUUUCAUGCUUGUUUUUGAAGGCUGAUGGGACUAAAGCAGUCAUCUGCAUUGUCAUUGCCAAACAAGUCAUUUGAGCCCACAGCUUUUUAAAAGAAAUAUCAAAUUAAGAAAGUGCCUGAAUUCGUUUCACCCUGACUGUUUGAGGACAGUGUUUUUUUUUUUUUUUUUUACCUUACUUGAAUGUUCAAAGUGUUGCAUUCGAAUCUGCCUAUGAACCCUAAAUGUGGUAAAAACAUGAGCUUGUCAGCUGCCCAGUAUCAGAACAUGUAGUAUUGUGUGUGUUUUUACGAGACGGACAAGACGCUAACAUUUCCUGUCAUCAGUGUGUGUGUGUGCGUGUGGCUGAAGCCUCCUCUGGUUUACUGGGAGUUGUACAUCACAACAUUCAAUCUUAUCCUUUGUUUACCUUGGAACUCCACUGACAGACAUCUCAACUGAAGGUGAAUUAUUGUGAGGAUGUUUUUCUCAAUAGAACCAUAGACUUGGAAUGUGAACGUAAAAGAAUACAGCUAAUGUCUGGGAGGAGAACUCAAACCUUCAUAUGACAAAAAAAAAGCCUGUAAUUGUUUUUUUUCCUUGAACAUCAAAUCAUUUUCAGCUAGACUUUUAUGUAUUGGCUGCUAUGUAAUUCAUGAACAAAAACAUAAGUUAGAAGUAAUAUUUAAAGAAAAAAAGAUUGUAUAGUAUAUUUGUUUUGUAACAAGUUUGUGUAAAUAAAAUAAUUUAUACUAUUUAUAUGAAGAAAGUGUCUCUGCCUCCUUCCUCAUAUUUCAAAAACAACAGCGUCAACAGUCAAACAUUUUAUUAUGUACACAAUUGAAUUUGUCAAACUACUGGGUGUAAGAAAACCAUGGAAGAAUCCACCUUGCUGACAUAAUCCCAUGUUUACAUGUUGAUAACUCUUGACAACUUCUGGACUCUGUUGAGCAGCAAGUCCCCCU
Messenger RNA from Dunckerocampus dactyliophorus (ringed pipefish), 14679 nucleotides. Its product is annotated as ataxin-7. The transcript is spliced from 12 exons. The record is from RefSeq and is a predicted model, not a curated record. Bases 8750 to 11596 code for a protein of 948 amino acids. NCBI's taxonomy places the organism in Eukaryota, Metazoa, Chordata, Actinopteri, Syngnathiformes, Syngnathidae.